Molecule: messenger RNA, 2827 nt
Organism: Petromyzon marinus (sea lamprey)
Lineage: Eukaryota; Metazoa; Chordata; Hyperoartia; Petromyzontiformes; Petromyzontidae
Product: arf-GAP with Rho-GAP domain, ANK repeat and PH domain-containing protein 1-like
Biological process (GO): positive regulation of GTPase activity; signal transduction; regulation of cell shape
Cellular component (GO): cytoplasm
Molecular function (GO): phosphatidylinositol-3,4,5-trisphosphate binding; GTPase activator activity
Source: RefSeq, a predicted model, not a curated record
GCCUGCUACGGCAGGUCGUGGGUUCGAUCCCGACCGAGCGUGAUGCAUGAACAUGGCAAGAUGUGCUUCGCGUUGCCCCGAUCAGUGCAGGAGAUGUGAAGAAGCACCAGCAGCAGCAGCAGGUGAAGGGAGAGGAGCUCUCGUUGACCGGCCUGGUCAUUAACGUCAAGCGGGGCAGUUCCAACUCACAGAGGUGCUUCAAGUUUCAGUCCGGAUGCCUCUGCUUCUACAAGUCAGACAGGGUGGCGAUGGACUGGUUCCUGUCGCUCGGCUCCGUGACCUCUGUGGACCGCGGUCAAGGAGUGCAGCCAGGGGUCAAGGUCACGGUCAAGGGCGACUCGACCAUCAGCCUCACCUUUGACUCUGUCGAGUCACGUGAGUCGCUGCUGAAGGCCCUGCUGGCGGUGACCACGCCCCUCGGGGGGCCUCCGUGGCCCCCGUGGGGCCGCCUCGUGACGCGCGGGGCCCUGGGCCUCAAGGGGCUGCGCGUGCUCGGCGUGCUGCACGCGCUCUGCCUGCACGUGCACCGUGACGCGCAGGAGGCUGAGGCUGGACUGGGGUUGCUCUUCUGCGACACGCGGACGAUGAGCGUGAAGGAACAGGCGGCUACCACAUUCACCGUCACCACACCGCAAGUCACAUACAAGUUCUCCACCGACUCCGAGUCGGAGCGCGACUCGUGGCUCGCGAGCCUCCGGGAGGCUCAGGAGGAGGCCCUCGGAGACCCGGAGCUCCUGGAGCGGCUGUCGGCGGUGCCGGGGAACGAGUCCUGUGCAGACUGCGGAGCGCCGGGGCCGGCCUGGGCCUCACUCAACCUGGCCGUGGUCGUGUGCACGCAGUGCGCCGGUGCCCACAGGUCGCUGGGUCAAAACGCCUCGCGCAUUCGCAGCCUCACCAUAGAUCAAACGGCGUGGACAGUGGAUGUCGUGCAGAUGCUCCUCGCCCUGGGCAACGAGCGCUCCAACUCGUUCUGGGCCGCCCUCGUCCCUCCGAGCGAGGCCCUGGGCGGCGAGGGCCUCGGGGGCCGCGGCGUCGCCCCCACCGCGGCCGACCGCGCCGACUUUGUCCGCGCCAAGUACGUGGAGGGGAAGUACCGCAAGGUCCACCGCCUCUACGGCUCAAGGCAAGAGCUGCAGGAGGCCCUGCUGGAGGCUGUGCAGCGGACCGACGUGCUGGAGACGCUGACGCUGCUGUUCAGCGGCGCCGAGGCCACCGCAGCGGCGUACGCAGCAGCCCUCAGGGGCGGCCAGAGGGCCCAGGCAGAGUUAAUCAGCCAGAACAUCAACACAGAUUUGUCCGGGCCUGUCCCACCAUCACCGCGUCACUGCGUGCACAUGAAGGGGUUCCUGUCCAAGACGAAGGCCUCGACACGACCCAUCGACAAGCGGAAGAGCAGAGAUGACUUCUCGUUGCGGUGGUGCACGCUGCAGGCUUCAGCGCUGCGCUACCACCUGCCUGGAGCACCCAGCGGGGAACCCCGCGGGGAGAUCUCCUGCAGAGACAUCGCUGGUGUCUUCCUGCAGAGUGGAGCGCAUCACGGCCUACCCCACACCAUGCAGAUCCACGUGCUGGGCCGGGGUCCCUCCGAGAAGCUCUUCCUGUUCGGUGACGAAGACGAAGACAACCUGAGAAGCUGGGCACGCGGACUCAUCGCGGAGUCGGUGCCCCCUUGGGCGAGGGCGCUGGCCAGCGGCCCGUGGGAGCUCGUGAGCCAUGUCGGCAGGGCGACCGUCCAGGGGGUCUCCCUCGGCGAGGGGGGCCGCCCCGUGGGGGGGCUGCCCCCGGGGAGGGGGGCCCUGGACUGGGUCCCGGCCUGGUCGCGCCUGAGCGACGCCUCCCUCCUUGUGGUGCUCGAGCCCCCCCAACGAGGGGGCCGCGGGCUCGCCGGGGGGGGGACUGCAGCUGCUGCGGCUUCGGCAGCGGCUUGGGACAUUGCCGGCGGCGAAGGGGGCGGGGCAGAGGAGGGGGAGGAGACGAUCGUCAUCAACCUCAGGAGGCUGCACAACCUCAGCGUGAGCAGCGAGGGCAGCCGAGCGAAGCCGGACACCUCGAUCAGGCUCGUGGACAGGAACUGGUCCCUCUGCAUCCGUCUGCCCGGGAUCUUAGGCCCCGCCCGCGCCUCCUCAUUGGUCAAAUCCGCGCGGGGCGGGGCCGGGCGGCCCCUCUCGCAGCAGCCAAUCACGGACGAGGACGUCGUGCUCGCCGUCGCCAAGUGCGUGGAGCACGUGGAGCAGUACGGCCUGAUGCGUGAGGGUCUGUACCGAACCGUCGGCGUCGCCAGCGCCACCGAAGCCCUUGUGGAGAGGCUCUGGGCAGAUCCCCGCUCGGCUGUCCUGGAGCCCGGCCAGGGGAACGUGGAGUUGGCGGCCAGUGCGCUCAAGGCCAUCCUGCGCCAGGCCCCGACGUCCUUGAUCCCGAGUGGGAGCGAGUGGACCAGCGUGGCCCGUGAGGCUGACCCCCAGGUGAAGGCGGACAAGUACAGGCAGAGGAUCGCAUCGCUACCCAGCACCCAGCGCAGCACCCUACACUACCUGCUACAGCACCUCCACAAGGUUCAGCUCUACUCCAGCCAGAACCGGAUGCCAGUGGAGAACCUUGUGACCAUCUUCAUCCCGGCUCUGUUCCACACCGACCUACUGGAGAAACAGACGGCACGGCUACUCAGGGAUCUCAUCGAGAUGUACCCAAGCAUAUCCCAAGGGGCACACAGAUGAACGACUCUGACCUACGGAAUUUGCGGUUCAAGACGCAAAACUUUCAUGGAGACACACGGGGAGACACACGGGGAGAGACACGGGGAGAGACACCGGGAGACACGGGGAGACAC